Messenger RNA from Paramecium sonneborni, 607 nucleotides. Lineage: Eukaryota; Ciliophora; Oligohymenophorea; Peniculida; Parameciidae. The record is from the annotation of a GenBank genome assembly.
AAUGAAUUAAAAUUAAAACUUUACAAGCAAUCUUAAUUUAUUUCCUGAAAUAGGAACUCAUGGAUCAAGAGGAAAAGUAAUUAGUUUAAUUUAUCUUAGUAAUAUGGUGGAAAUAAUAUUACUAUGAGAGGAACAGAAAUAUUUGAAGGACUUACAACUGGGAGACCAUCUAAAAAUAUUAUUUAAGCUCAUUUCAAAGCUUUAAGAUUUUAUAGAAAAGUUUGUCGACUGAUUCCAUUUUUAUUAAGAAUUCAUGAUUUAGAAGUGACAUGCAAUUCUUAACAAGCAAUGUUAAAUGUAGCAAAUAUAUUCAGAAAAAGAGCAUAUUUAAGAGAUCCAGAUGCAGUUGAUAGAUGGGUUAGAAUUCUAUAUGACUUUAUUAGGUUUAUAGAGGAUAUGAAUUACUCUACCAAGCUGAAUGGCAUAUGUUAAAUAGAGAUCAUUUAUUCUAAUAUUUCUCUAAUUAAAAUAGAUCUGAUGCUGGAUAUUCAUAUUUAGAAAAUUAAAAGCUUAAUGGAAAGAGUGAAUUUUUAAAGGAUUUCUAUAUUGGAAAUAAAACAUAUGAAUAUUGAAAUCAUAAUUCUAAAAUAAUAUAUUGAAAAACAAG